UCGGCGGAGUUUGAAUCGCAGCCUGGAAGACUAGGCCGGAAAGUGGGGCUCGAGUCCGGAAGUGAGCGGGGCGGCCGCUUCCUGUUUCCUGUCGGGCGCCACACUCCUCCGCCUCGCGUUUAGGGUGGUGGCCGUUCCCUCAGCAGGGCUCUCGGCGGUUAUUUCCCCCCCUCAGCUGAGGCCCACACGCUUUUCGACGAAGCCUGACAGAGAGCCGCCCCGAUGCAGGCCAUCAAGUGUGUGGUGGUGGGAGACGGUGCUGUAGGUAAAACAUGCCUACUCAUCAGUUAUACAACCAAUGCAUUUCCUGGAGAAUAUAUCCCCACAGUCUUCGACAACUAUUCAGCAAAUGUGAUGGUUGAUGGAAAGCCGGUCAAUCUGGGCUUGUGGGACACAGCUGGGCAAGAAGACUAUGACAGACUACGCCCAUUAUCCUAUCCACAAACAGAUGUCUUCUUAAUUUGCUUUUCCCUUGUGAGCCCUGCAUCCUUUGAAAAUGUCCGUGCAAAGUGGUAUCCAGAGGUGCGGCACCAUUGCCCCAACACCCCUAUCAUACUGGUGGGGACCAAACUUGAUCUCAGAGAUGACAAGGACACGAUUGAAAAACUCAAGGAGAAGAAGCUGACUCCCAUCACCUACCCACAAGGCCUUGCUAUGGCAAAAGAGAUUGGUGCUGUAAAAUACCUAGAAUGCUCGGCCCUGACGCAGCGGGGCCUCAAGACAGUCUUUGACGAAGCCAUCCGGGCCGUGCUCUGCCCUCCUCCCGUAAAGAAGCGGAAGAGAAAAUGCCUGCUGCUGUAAUGAUGCCCCGACCCCUUCUCCGAACCUUCUGUGCUUUGCUUGGAACAAUGGAGCAUUCACAUCAAUGCCAAGUUCUUCUGUUUUUAAAAAAAUUAAUUCUCUUCCAUCAAUUUUUUUCAACUUGUCAUCAAUUUCCUAUGCCCCUUUGUUUAAGAGGUUAGAUUCUUCUUUCUUCUACUAAAGAGAUCCUAAAAAAAAGACAAACCUAUAUAAAAGCCUUAUUUUCUUUCCAUGUCCUUUUUGCUCAGAUUAAUCAAGUGUUGCCAAAUUACCUGCUCAUUACUAUGUUGCAUUGUUGUGCUUUGUUCUAUGGAGCACAAAACCUGUUUUUUAAAAGUCAAACAGGUGUCUUUAAAGAUACUAAUGUUUAUUAGGAAUUGCAGAACUUUAUAGUUUUUUUCCAGAUAUCGUAUCAGUAGGAAAACGCUGCUGUUUCAGUGCAUUCACAUUCAACUGAUGAUCGUAAUCUCCCUUUCUCAUGCCUGAACAAAUGCAAUAAUUGACAACAUCCAGGUUCCACUAUUUUUGAGGGGAGGAAAAAAAAACCCCUUUCUUGCUUCUAUGGACUAUAACUAAACUGUUUUUCCUUGAAGUGUAUUGUCUUCCUUGACAGCAGCGUAUUGUUUGGAUGGAUGAAAAGUUAUCUUGUUCAAGGGAGAUUUCCCAACAGUAUUUUGACACUGUAAAGAUCAAUUUACACUACAUUGUCAACGCCUAGUUCAAUCAAAUGCAUUUCUCUCGUGUGUAUUAAAACCAGUAAAACAAAACCCUCGGUUGCAGCAAAACAAUAGAUGAAGAGAGGGCUGGUGUUUUUAUAGAUCACUUGUUUGCAUUUCCCAGUAGGGCAUUCAUUUACUACCAUUUUGAACUGGUCAUUCCCUCCCACCCUCUUGCUAUUAUAUAGAUGCUUUUAUUCUGGAAAUCUCUUCCUUCUGAGCAAUAUAACGUGUAUUUUAGAACCUGAGUAUAUUUGCUUUUUUUUUGUAGACUAGAGUAUUCCAGCAUAGCCUUGUUUCUGUCUUGUUUCCCUCCUUCUACUUUGAUAUUCCUGCUUUGGAGAGGCUUUUCUUUUCAGUUGUCUGGUGACUUGGUGUAAAAAUCAUGUGCAGCAGAUAUAUCACUCCUAGUAACUUUUUUUAUAUGUAUAUUUCACACCACCUUAAUGACCUUUCUCUAAUGUCACCAUUUGCCAGGUGUUCUGACGCUGUAACUUUACUAAUGUUGACAAUUGCCCUCUUAACCUCGCCAUGAACAUGUAUUUCCUGUUGGUUGAUCUAGUUGCGGUAAUUGGGUCUGUAACGUAGUGCUAACUAAUCAUGUUCCCGACAUCCCAGAGGCUGGCAAGAACACACUGAAUGACGACAACCUGUCGACUACUACUAGAACAAACAAACAUUAAAAAAAUGCGAGUUUGCAAGAUUAUGAAGUUUUUACAUUGAUCUUUUUGGUAAUGCAAUUUAGCAGUAUGUUUUGCAUGUAUGACUUAAUAAAUUCUUGAAUCACA
Anolis sagrei ordinatus is the source of this 2305-nucleotide messenger RNA. RefSeq names its product ras-related C3 botulinum toxin substrate 1. The record is from RefSeq and is a predicted model, not a curated record. Gene Ontology annotation, cellular component: dendritic spine; cytoplasmic vesicle; cytoskeleton. Gene Ontology annotation, biological process: motor neuron axon guidance; cortical cytoskeleton organization; regulation of actin cytoskeleton organization. NCBI's taxonomy places the organism in Eukaryota, Metazoa, Chordata, Lepidosauria, Squamata, Anolidae. Gene Ontology annotation, molecular function: protein kinase binding; GTP binding; GTPase activity.